AUGGCUAUCACAGCAUCAGCCACUCUUGCCCACCACUCCAGCAACGCCAAAAUGCCUUCUGCAUCCCCCAUCAUCACUGCCACGCACCUCUUGAACGCGAGUAAACAUGACAUCGCAAUGCUGCACGACAUCCACACUCUCCUCAACAAAAUCUUCAUCCGCAACCGGAAUCAGCACCAGCGCAGCACGUGGUGGAAAGCGCUACAUGCGUUCCGCAAGCAGAUUGCUCUCUUGCUAAGUGAGCUUGAGACAAGCAAGAUGAAUGAACGGGAGGCAAAGCUUGAAGCGAGGUUGAGGUAUUGGGAUGACAGGGUUAUGCAUGCUUGGUACUACCAGUUCAGCCAGCUUGUUGCUGUGGGUCCGUUUGCCAUGCUAGGCCUUGUUAUGAUGGCGUCGGUUGCGCGCGUGUGCAGGAUCGUGGGCAUUACGGCAGUGUAUGAAGAGAUUGCUUCCGGGGAUGUGCAAGGUGUGUUGAGCGCGAGCGAUGAGUUGGCUUUGGCGGAUGAGUUUAGCACCGUGUUGGAUAAGGAUGAGGAGUGGGAUGAGGGGGUUGUGGUGGCGAGGGUGUGUGAUGACGACGAUGAUGAUGAUGAUGAUGAUGAGGAUGAGGAUGAGUAG
This is a messenger RNA of Pyrenophora tritici-repentis Pt-1C-BFP, 618 nucleotides long. RefSeq lists its product as uncharacterized. NCBI's taxonomy places the organism in Eukaryota, Fungi, Ascomycota, Dothideomycetes, Pleosporales, Pleosporaceae. The record is from RefSeq and is a predicted model, not a curated record. Gene Ontology annotation, molecular function: rRNA primary transcript binding. Gene Ontology annotation, cellular component: ribonuclease MRP complex. Gene Ontology annotation, biological process: maturation of 5.8S rRNA from tricistronic rRNA transcript (SSU-rRNA, 5.8S rRNA, LSU-rRNA); nuclear-transcribed mRNA catabolic process, RNase MRP-dependent.